AAAACGAAGAAGAAUGUGGUUAUACUAAGAUUUAAUUUUAACUUUGAAAACCUGUGGAUUAUUUAUGCAUUGAAAUUUUCCAAAAAUGAAAGUCAAACGCUACAAAAAAGUAAAUAAAAAUCUGCGAUUCUUUAUAAAUAAUUAUGGUUUUCGACAACCAUACCAGAUUUUAACAGAUGGAACUUUCUGUUACUGUGCUUUAAAUAAUAAAAUAAAUAUCGCUGAUAAUAUUCCGAGAUAUCUUCACGGAGAAAUUAAGGUACUCACCACUCAAUGUGCAAUUAUUGAAAUGGAGAAUUUGGGUUCGAAGUUGAAUGGAGCAUUAAAAAUAUUGAAGCAGUAUGGAGUACACAAGUGUGGUCAUGAGGGCAAACCAAUAUCUGCAGCGAAAUGUUUUUUAAAAAUGUUGGGAAAUUCAAAUGAGAAUCACUAUGUAAUAGCUACACAAGAUAGAGAUUUACAAAACAAAGUUAGAACAAUACCAGGAGUACCAUUAUUAUAUUUACACCUAAAGACUCCUGUACUAGAGAAGCCUUCAGAUGUAUCUCUCAAUGAUGCCAAGAAAAAAAUUUCAAUUUUAUGUGAAUCUGAGAAAAGAGAACUGGAAGAAUUGAAAAAACAAAGUCAUAUUGAUGAUAAACCAAAGAGAAGGAAAAGGAAAGGGCCAAACCCACUUUCUUGUAAGAAGAAGAAAAGUAAACCUACCAUUAAUAAUCCCAUUACCAAAAAAGAACCAGUAGAAAAAAGUAAAAGAAAAAGAAUCAAAAUUCCAAAGCAUGUUAGAGAAAUGUUAUUAAAGACCAAUGAAGAGAAGUAGUUGAUAUAACUUUACUUGAUGUUUAAUUAUUUAACUUUUUUGUACUUAAUAAGACAAAUCCAAAUAAUGAAGCCCAGUUUUGAAAAACUAAUUUUUUGUGAUAUGAAUAUUUUUUUGUGAAUGAAUAAAAUAUUUUACAAAGUUAGAAAGUUACUUCUCCUACUAAUGAGACUGCAUUUUGAAAGAAUAAUAAUAAUUUAUCCCGAGGUAAUAUAAAGAGUGAUGGCAUUUUUACUACUAAGUUUUAACCUUAGAGAUAGGAGCAGCUCUCCUAAUUCCUACUGUAGAAUUUUUACUGGUGAGAAUAAUUUAAUUUGGUGUUUCACUUGCUAGCAGAAAAACAAACAUUUUUAUAGGUAUUUAUUUCAAUUAUUUUAUAAUAAUUUUCAACAUUGUCAAAUACACAGAAGUCUACUAUACAUUUUUCUCAUUCACAGUAGGUCGGUUUUUUCUAUUCACUACAUGCCUAUAUAUGUAAUAGACCUGUUAAUAAAUAUAUUAAAUCUACAAAUAUUAACACACAGUUAUGUUUACAUAUUUUACGAAUACCUUUAUAAGGUUAUUGUAUAAUAAGUGUCUUUACUUUUUAUACUAUAAAAUAAAAAUAUUAAAAUGAAUAAAGUCUUUAAUAAAAUUAAAAUAUGUAAGACAGAGAAUAUUUUAUUAAACUUUAUAGUAUAAAAAUUAAUGACUUUUUUCAUAAUAUGACUUAUUUUAAACCGAAUUUGAAGUGUGACACCACCUAUUAAUUUAAUGAUUUCCAUCUGUUUUUAUUCAAAAUCUGUUUUAUUGUUGAAUCAAGGUUUAAGAAAAAGAAAACAACUUUAAGGUAGUGAUAUAUUUUUAUAUUCCUUUAAUUCAAGAUAUUUAUUUUGAGAAGGGCCAAACUAGAAAUAGACAUCCUUUUUUAACUACACUUUUGUUAUUAAAAAUACAAAUAUUUUCACUAGUUUUAUUACGUUUUCAAAUUUGUCAGUUUAAAUGAGUCAUAUUACAUAUGUAGGGACACCCUGUUAAGUGGAGCUUAUUCUGUACUGAGAAAAUAUCUUAAUUUCAGUAAUAUAUUUUCAAAAAUUACUACUGUAAUUAAAAAAAAGUAAAUUUCUAGAGACAUUUUAUUAUAAAGUUAUUUUUUUACAAAACGAUCUUAAAUCAAAUAUCUCAAAUAAUAAAACUCUACCACUACACUAUUUGUUUAAAUAAUAAUUUUUCACUAUUAUCAAAUUUCUAGAUAUUUUCAAUUUGUACAUUUUUGGCCCACUGUAAGUGUCUUGGUGAUACGAAAAAAUUCACAGCAAAAUAGUUUGAUAUAAAAUAGGAACAAUACUUGGGAUGAUUUAUUAUAGCUACCUAUAUAUCACUGUAAAGUAAAACUUUAUUUCAACAAAAAUUCCAAUUUAAUUAAUCGGAAAAAGCUAAAUUGCAAAAUUUAGGCCUGUGCAGUUCAUCACAGUGGCAGUACUGGUUUAUACAUUAAAAUGUAUUAUUCCAAAUAUAUCGAAUGUUGAUAAUUGGAUGGAUAAAGUUCGUUAGUCGUGUUACCAUAAUCAUAUAUAUUUUAUGGGUACCUACCCACCAUUUUCGAGGUACACUGUGAUACAUAUUUUGUUCAGUAUGUAAGAAAAUACAGGUUUCUGAAAAACUACAUUGACAUUGUCAGGAAUUGUCAAAAUUUUCUCUCUGUAUUUUAUCUUUUAUUUGGGUCUCGUACAAAAUUACAAAAUAUGUUAUUUUGAAAUUCCUUUUCAAUUUACAAAUUUUAUAUUGAAUUUCUAUUUUCUUAAUCAUUUAUCAAUGUAGAGGGUUGCAAGGCGAAAUUUCAAAAUAUCUGUAGUUUAUUAAAAAAAAAUAUAUAUUUCAAAGAGAACUGCAACAAUACUUAGAUUAAAAGGUGAGUAAACAUGUUAACAAACAAACUCUUUCGAAAAUUGUAGUCAUUAUAAAAUUGAAGUAUUGAGUGGAAACAAAACAUUCCUGGCAUUCUUUGAAGUCUCUCUAGGUCUUAUAGUGAAUUAACAUGAA
Diorhabda sublineata is the source of this 2839-nucleotide messenger RNA. Its product is annotated as rRNA-processing protein UTP23 homolog. The record is from RefSeq and is a predicted model, not a curated record. The transcript is spliced from 2 exons. Gene Ontology annotation, molecular function: small ribosomal subunit rRNA binding. NCBI's taxonomy places the organism in Eukaryota, Metazoa, Arthropoda, Insecta, Coleoptera, Chrysomelidae. Gene Ontology annotation, cellular component: small-subunit processome; nucleolus. Bases 86 to 817 code for a protein of 243 amino acids.